This is a messenger RNA of Diplodia corticola, 408 nucleotides long. RefSeq lists its product as uncharacterized. Bases 1 to 408 code for a protein of 135 amino acids. The record is from RefSeq and is a predicted model, not a curated record. The transcript has 2 exons. Lineage: Eukaryota; Fungi; Ascomycota; Dothideomycetes; Botryosphaeriales; Botryosphaeriaceae.
AUGACACUACAACUCAAAGACAGUUUCUGUGCGACAUUACUACCAAAGUACUCCAAACUCCCAGAAUACAAGGACCUACCAGCCAUGGACAACGAACAGCAUUCCCCAGCUCAAGCAACAGCACCUACAGUCCACAAAGUCAUCAUGUUCUGCAGACUGUCCCUCGUUACGCUUUGUGCCAUCGCACUCAUUGUUUUCGAAGUCGUGGACUACCAUGGACGUAAAUUAAUCGACACCGAGCUCGGAUCGAUUACGAAGAACGUCGCCACCACUCUUUGUCACGACUUAAUCAUGACCCUCUUGCAGGACUGGAUGAGGAUAAACGGAAUGGAGAUUAUGUGGAGUUUCCUCUCGCUCAUCGUGGGAGCUAUAAUGUCGAUUAGUCAGUAUUUCAUGCUGGCCAGAUAA